Lytechinus pictus (painted urchin) is the source of this 2490-nucleotide messenger RNA. RefSeq lists its product as uncharacterized. Bases 1 to 2490 code for a protein of 829 amino acids. Gene Ontology annotation, biological process: DNA integration. Gene Ontology annotation, molecular function: nucleic acid binding. NCBI's taxonomy places the organism in Eukaryota, Metazoa, Echinodermata, Echinoidea, Temnopleuroida, Toxopneustidae. The record is from RefSeq and is a predicted model, not a curated record. The transcript has a single exon.
AUGAAGCUCCACGUUGACAGUAUUCCUGAGAAGGAUAAUAGAGAUGAGGUGAUUUCUACACUGGAUGUCUCUUUCGAUCACAGGCCUGGAAACCACACACUCAAGGUGAAGGUAGAUACGGGUGCACAAGGGAAUAUUCUUCCUGCAAGAGUCUUCAAGCAAGCUUACCCUAAGCAGAUUGAUGAAAGAUGUCGCCCCAUCAGACAGUCACUGACGCAGAAGAGGACAAUUCUGGUUUGCAUCAAUGAAACACAGGUACCAUAUUAUGGAUGUGUUAGCUUUAGAUGCAAGUACGGUGAAGGAGACUGGGAAAGGACAACCUUCUAUGUGGUUGAUACCAAUGGCCCAGCAAUUCUUGGAUUGUCAAGUUCGCGUCAGCUGAAGCUGGUGACACUCAACUGCGUAGUAUCUGAGAUCAAUCCCGAGCCAAUAAGGGAUAAGGAAGAUCUCCGCUCAAGGUUUCCUGACAUAUUCAAGGGCAUUGGUAAAUUUCCAGGUACAUUUCAUCUGACACUUCGCGAAGAUGCUGAACCUGCAGUGCAUCCUCCGAGGAGGUUACCCAUCCACUUGAAGGAUGAGUUGGAGCAAGAACUGCAUCGUAUGGAGGACAUUGGUGUCAUUACCAAAGUGACAGAGCCUACCGAUUGGGUGUCUUCUCUGGCUGUUAGUCGUAAGGCGAAUGGCAAACUCCGGAUUUGUCUCGACCCUAAGAAUCUCAAUAGGGCUACAAAGCGAACGCACCACAAGACACCUACUCUUGAAGAAAUCACUCACAAGAUGAGUGGGGCCAAGGUGUUCAGCAAGCUGGAAGCUCGUCAUGGGUAUUGGAGUGUCGUCUUGGACGAGGAGUCAAGCUUCUUGACAACGUUCAAUUCUCCUUUUGGACGCUUCCGAUAUUUGAGACUGCCUUUUGGUCUGAAUGUCUCUCAGAAUGUCUUCCAAGAAAAAAUGGACAUAAUAUUAGAGAAGUGUCCAGGAACCAUCGGGAUAGCUGAUGAUAUCGUUGUGUUUGGUCAAGACCAACAGGAGCACGAUAAGAAUCUUGUGAAUCUGAUGAAGGUGUCACGAGAAUUCGGUCUGGUUUUCAAUCCAGACAAGUGUGAGUGUAGCAUCCCAUCAGUGAAGUUCUUUGGGUGUUACUAUGAUGCUGCAGGUGUGCACCCAGACCCUGAUAAAGUGGAAAGCAUCAAGAGGAUACCGCCUCCAGACAAUGUGAAGGAUCUUCAGAAGUUUCUAGGAAUGGUCCAGUAUCUAUCACCAUUUGUCGCACACAUGGCGGAUCACACUGAUGCACUCUGUGGUUUGCUACGCAAGGAUAGUGAGUGGCAGUGGAAUGCCACACAUCAACAAGCUUUUGAAGCACUGAAAGAUAGGAUCAGUGAAUCUACAACACUGACAUACUUUGACUCUCGUAAACCAACAGUGAUACAGGUUGAUGCUUCCUUGAAGGGGGUAGGAGCGGCACUUUUGCAAGACAACAAGCCUGUUGCUUUUGCUAGUAAAGCACUCACUCCUACAGAGCAGAGAUAUGCCAACAUAGAACGGGAACUAUUGGCGGUCGUCUUUGGAUGUACCAGGUUCCACACAUAUGUGUUUGGUUCUAGUUUCGUCACCCAGUCAGACCAUAAGCCUCUUGAGAAUAUACAACACAAGAAUUUGGCUGAUACUCCGCCGAGACUCCAGAGGAUGAUGUUGAGGCUACAACCUUACGACUACAAGGUUGUGUACUGCCCUGGAAAGGACAUGAUGUUAGCUGAUGCUCUUUCUCGCCUGAACCCUGCCGAGGAGCCUACCUUGGAUUUUGAGCUCACCAUCCACUCAGUUCGAUAUUCUGAUGAUAAGCUAGAGGAAAUUCGGAAGUAUACGGAUGAUGACGAAACCCUCAGGAAGCUAGUGAAUGUUGUCACAGAAUGUAGGCCAGAGGAUCCAAAGGAGCUGUCCAAGGAUAUCCGAAAGUUCUGGUCCUGUCGCGACAAACUAUCAGUAGAGGAUGGCAUACUCAUGAAAGGGGAAUGUGUAUUCAUUCCUGGUCCACUCAGACAUGAGGUACUUCAGAUGAUCCAUACAGGACAUUUAGGAAUUGUGAAGUCUCAACAGAGAGCUAAGUCGUCUGUCUACUGGCCUGGCAUAGACAAAGAUGUCGAAGACACAACACGUGGAUGCCCCAUUUGUCAGGCCAAUCAGAGAAAACAGCAACAUGAGCCUCUUGUCCCACACGAUGUGCCAGAAGGACCAUGGGAGGUAGUGGGGACAGACUUAUUUUGCUUCAACAACAGAGAUUACCUGAUUAUCACUGACUAUUUCUCAAAGUGCCCUUUUGUAAAGGAAGUUAGAGGAAGAUGCACCAGUAGUGCAAUUAUACAGCUGACGAAGUCUAUCUUCAGUGAACACGGUGUUCCAAGCAAAGUUGUCAGCGAUAAUGGGCCUCAAUUUGCCAGUGAAGAAUACCAGAUCUUCAGUCAGACUUGGGGUUUCGCUCAUGUAACUUAA